Molecule: messenger RNA, 1305 nt
Organism: Dendronephthya gigantea
Lineage: Eukaryota; Metazoa; Cnidaria; Anthozoa; Malacalcyonacea; Nephtheidae
Exons: 1
Coding region: 1-1305 (434 amino acids)
Molecular function (GO): nucleic acid binding; zinc ion binding
Source: RefSeq, a predicted model, not a curated record
AUGAAACGUAAACCGGGAGAAACUAUUCAAGAGUUGGCUGCUCGAAUUCGGCAUGAUGCGGCCAGAUGCAAUUUUGCUGAAAUUAGGGAUCCCCAAGACGAAGCCCUACGUACAAGAUUUAUGUGUUCAGUAAGCAACGAAGCAGUACUUAAAGCGUUUUUCAAAAUGAAAGACCAGGAGCUCAAUUUUGCGAAGGCUGUUUCAGUUGCCACGGAAAUUGAAGAGGCGGCGAAAGUUGCUAAAGAAACUACCUUCGGAAUCAAGGGUUCGGGUCAAGGGGUGAAUCAAGUGCGACAAACGUCGACAAAGUAUCACGAUGACGCAAGAAACCAAAAGAAAAGUGGUAAGGAGGAAAAGGCAGUAUGUUUUCGCUGUGGCAAAAAAGGUCAUUUGGCAACGAAAUGCAAAUUUAAAGAGACGGAGUGCCAUUUUUGCCACAAGAAAGGCCACCUCCAAGCUGUGUGCAAUUCAAAAAAGAGACUGGAAGCCCGUGAACAACUGAAAGUUAUUACCCAGCGACUGAACACAGUCAAGAUUCAAAAGCAAGUGCGCCAGCUAAUUCAGCCCAUAGAUUUAAAGGGGCAAAAGUUCAAUUUUGAAGUCGACACUGGUGCUGGCGAUAAUUUUUGUUCAGUAGAGGUAUGGAAGAAGCUCGGCAAACCAGACCUUACAGCAGUGGAUGUCGUAUACGAAGUUGCUAAUAAACAACCAUUACCAGUCCUUGGCUCUUUUGAAGUUGAUGUUAAAAUUCAUAAUAAACACGGAGUGAUACGUCAACCUCUUAAUUUCAAUGUCACAGAAGUGCAAGGACUUAACCUGCUAGGACGACAUGGCAUCCAAAAGAUGGUUGUCGAUCUAAAUUCGUUGAUAUCCGGAGAGUCUUCACUAGCGAGAGAAGUGCACGCUGUGUUUGACCAUUUACAUACUGAUAAUACCUUUCAAAAGGCAUGCCGUCAGCUCUGUGAUGAAUUUUCUGAUAUUUUCAAACCAGAACUCGGAUGCCUAAACGAUUUUGAACUAGAUAUCACGUUCAAGUCAGAUGCUAAACCAGUUUUCUGUAAACCACGUUCAGUUCCUUUAGCAAUGCAAGAAGAUCUUAAUCGGGCAUUAGAGAUAGGAAUUCGUAAAGGCGUGUGGGAACCAACCCCUUUCUGCGAAUAUGGUACUCCAGUGGUACCCAUUCGAAAAGCAGUGUUACCUGGCCAAACCAGAGCCAAUAUUCGUGUUUGUGGCGACUACACUCGGUUACUGUCAACCCUCAAUUGGAGGACCAUCGCCAAGUACUCCCUCUACCUGAGGAUUUGA